Camelina sativa (false flax) is the source of this 4295-nucleotide messenger RNA. RefSeq names its product adenosine kinase 2. Gene Ontology annotation, cellular component: cytosol; nucleus. The record is from RefSeq and is a predicted model, not a curated record. Gene Ontology annotation, biological process: purine ribonucleoside salvage; purine nucleobase metabolic process. NCBI's taxonomy places the organism in Eukaryota, Viridiplantae, Streptophyta, Magnoliopsida, Brassicales, Brassicaceae. Gene Ontology annotation, molecular function: adenosine kinase activity.
AACUUAGUGACGAAGAGUAUCUUUUCUGCGGCAAACGUUGUUGUUUCUCGUCAUGAGUACUUUACAUAUCUAUCCUCUUCUAUCUAUAAGUAAGUGUCUGCGUUAAACUCAAGAUCUUAACCCAACUUACAAAUACAUAAUCACUUAAACCUAUCAAAAGAAAUGAACAACGAUGAAGAGUUUCUUCGGCUAUGGUUGGAGAGAGUGAACUCGCUGGCUGAUCCCGAGGCCCAUAGUAACGUGCGUAGGAUCAACAACGAAGGAGGUGAAGAAAAUGCAAGGCAAAAGAGGCCAGCUGAGUCAAAGAGUGACGGAAAGAAGAGUCGAGUUAAGAGACAGUGCGCGACUAAAUCUCCUGAUGAAUUGUUGGCGAAAGAGAUGAAGCGAGAACUUAUAAGAACCAAACUUGAAGAACUUAAGGCAGUAACACCCAAUUGCCCACAGACGGAUGUCAACGCCAUGCUUGAUUGUACUAUCGAGUACGUGAGGCACUUGCAGCUUGCAAUUCUUUUUAUAGCAUUCCAUGAAUACGUACGAAACACUAAGAUGUGAGACUGGAGACCGUUGUCGCUGUUUUGAUACUCUUCAAGAGUUUCUAUUAUGUUGUUCUUAUUAUCUCAGAUGUUGUUCUUUAUGUGUUUGUUUGUUAGAAUAAAGUUGUACUAGAGUUUGAUCCGUGCUUUUAUCCCUACUAUUAAAAGAAAAAUAUUGUCUGAAAUAAACUUUAGUUUUGUAAAAAUUUACAAUACAAUGUCAUUGAAAAUAAGACAAAAUAAUUUAUUUGCGAUAAGGACAAAAGCGUAAUUAUAUUGAUUCUGUAAUCGGAUAAACACGCGGAUUCUUUUUACCCAUUAGUCUGACCCGGUUUUAACUUUUAAUCUCAACCGUUUAUUUUAUUUUUGAGAAUAAAUCUGAACCGUUCAAUUGACUGAGUGUACUAAACCUAAAUUUUAUUUUUCUUUCGCCUAUGCUCUCUCUCUCGCCGUCUCUCCCAAAUGGAGAGUUAAAGAAUUUUUUUUUCCUGUUUGUCGACAAAAUCGAAGAGAUGAUAAGAGGAAAAGAAGAAGGCAAAGAAUUUUAUUCAAGCAUCGUGUAUAUGCUAAGCUCGAUCUUGGGCUGAAGCUAUGGCACAAAGUAAUUGGGAAGCUUACAAGAUGAUUGACGUUUAUAUAUAUACGUAUGAUCGAUCAUUUGGUGAAGAAAAAAAUUCAAAAUACUGCAAAAUCGUUUAUGAUUGGAGGAAAGGUUUCACCUGAUCUGAGCUGUAUUAAUUGUUUAGGUACGAUGAAAUGAGGCAGAAGUUCAAUCGAAUACAUUGCUGGAGGUGUUAUCCAUAACUCAAUCAAAUUGGCCCAAUGGAUGCUUCAAACUCUUUAGGCAACCAGUUACAUGGGAUCCAUUGGAAAGAACAAAUAGGGAGAGGCAAUGAAGGAUGCUACCGUACCUGGUGUCAAUGUCCACUAUUUUGGAGAUGAGUCAAAACCUACUGUUCUUGGUGGAGAAAGGUCGCUCAUUGCAAAUCUUUUUACUGCAAGCUGCUACAAGGUUGAACACUUGCAUAUGCAUGAGUACUGGGCUUUAGUUGGGAAUGCUAAGUUCUACUACAUUGAUGGAUUCUUCGUCACAGUAUAUCACCAUAAUCCUUUCAGUUGAUAUGUGAACAUGCAGCUGCUAACAACAAGCUAAGAAGACAUGAUCCUUUAUGAGAACCAGACAUUUCAUAUUUUGUAAUGUCUUCUCUUUGAUCAGACUUCAACACAUUUCUCUACUGUUUCUCCCUAACAGUAGCAAGAAUCAAGGUUUACUGACAUCUGAAAUACCUAUCUACUCUCAGUUAGUACAUGAUUUUUUCUAUUAAGAAUUUUUUUUUUUUAAGAAUCUAAGUUAUUGGAUAAGUUGAGGUUUGUUUAGUUUUAGCAACCAGAUGGAAUCUUAUAGAAUUGUCAGUUUUGUAGAUAACAUCCAUGUUGUUUCUUCUUACGUUCUUUGUUUUUAAUUGUGUACAAAAUCAAUCUGUGUGACAUGUUUUUGUUGGGUAUAUUGUAAUGUUCUCUGUUGAACAAAACGACAAUGCACAUUUUUGGAUGAACUAAAUUUUUUGUUUUCAAACCAAUAAAAAAGAUUUGACAAUCUGCAACAAGUUUUGAUUCGAUUAAUUUGGUUUCUUUGUUACAAUUAUAUUUUCUAUAUUUAGUCUUUAGAAUUAUGGUAAGAAUAUAACGACUGCAAGUAUUGUAAAAUGAAAUCCAUGUUGUCGGCGAACCGCUGGUUCCCUGAGAUUCGAGUUUCCGGCAGCAAUCCAGCUUCAGCGAAAGCUGAAGGUGGCUCAAAUCGACCCCCUCCCUUCCCUCCCGACCCCCCAGACAUUUCCCCACUCAUCUCCUUCUCUGACUUCCCCCCUCUCACCCCCACUUCUCCCUCCUCUCUCUCGCCCCUAACCAAAACUGAUUAUGUCGACCCAGAGCGAGUAAUCCUAGCACUUCCUGCUCUUCACAAAUCAACUCCUGUGGUAGUAAACCCCCAGGCUCAAGCUAUCCUUAACUCAUACAACCUCUCCUUGGCCCCAAAACCUAGAUCUGCAAACACUGCUACAGUGUCACAAGGAAAAACUGUAGCCCAGACUGAUGGUCUCCUUACCAAAUCCCCACCAAAGGUUACCCGUCUCUUACUAAACCCUUUCCACCCCAAAACCUUGUCGCAAGAGACUCAAGAGGAACACGCCCAACUGAACCCUUCCCAUCCCGAACCUUUGGCGCAAGAGACUCAAAAGGUACAAGCCCAACAAUCUUCUCAGCCAUCUGUUAUUCCCCCUUUGACUUCCUGUAAUCAAGAGAAAACCCGUCCAACUAUAGCCUCAAGCUCAAGCUCGUUACCUCGUUGUCCUGGUGAUCCUUCAGGUGCCAUCUCUCCCGAGGGUCCUCUGUUACCCUCCCCACCAUCCUCUGCCCCAGUAACUGUUACUCAAACCCAGCAGUUGGAGAAGAGUCAUCAGUCAGUUCAACAACAAACCUCAAGCUCAAGACCUGAAACUUUGGCUCAGAAACUUAAGAAAAGUGCAGAUAGAACCCUAACCCGCUUGGCCCCUGUAGACUAUUCCCCAGAAGGGAAGCCUCGCAUUGUCAUUCCAGAUGCAGUCUUCCAAGAGGGAGCCGAGCUUCACAAAGAUUUCAUCAUCGGCACCUUCAAAGGAAGGCUCCCACCCUACAAACAAAUUCAUAGUGUGCUUAGCCACAUGUGGGGAAGAGGCCAAAGGCUAGAGAUUCACCUAAACCAUUCAAAAAACUCAAUGUUAGUCAGGCUGCCCAAUGAAUUCAUUCGAACUAAAGUUUUAGAGAAAAAACUGUGGUACAUUGGAGACAGCAUGUUUCUCGUGGCUCAGUGGAAUGCUUCUGGAGGUGAGAACAUGAAUUUGGAUGCCAUCCCCAUUUGGGCGCACCUAAAGGGCAUGCCUUUUGACUUAAUGCACCACAAAGGAAUAAGUCUUGUGGCUGGUCUAGUGGGUGAACCUAAAGAAAUGGAUGAGUUCACUAGGAACCUCGUCAGUCUUUCAGAAGCCCAUGUUAAGGUCGAGAGAAACUUAACUGAACCCCUCCCCUCUUCGGUGGAGAUUCAACGAGAAAGUGGAGAAAUAAUAACAAUCUCAGUCGAGUAUCCUUGGGUUCCCCCCACUUGUUCUCACUGCAAAGAUAUAGGUCACGUAAUUCGCUAUUGUCCCUCAGUUGCACCGUCCUGGGUCCAGAAACAAAAGACUAAUGAAAAACCUCUUCCCAAAGGACAUAAUGCGGAAACACCACCUUUUCAUGCUCCCACGAGUAGUUCUAUCCCUGACCCUGGAGCUUCCUCUGGUCUCUCUUCAGGUUGCUCCCCCCUUCCUCCUUCCCCACCCACCUCUCUUGUUUCAGAAACCCUUCCUCCUGCUGUUCAGUUUUCCGUACCUCAGGAGAAAACCACUACUAAUCACCCUAUCCGACCCCAAUCCAAAGCAAAAGCUAGGAAACCACCCACUACACAAAACAAGUCCACUCCCUUGCGAAACAUCUCCAUCCCAAUCUCCACUAACCCUUUUGACAUCCUAACUAAUCAACCACCGCCUUCCCAAAUUCCAAACCCAUCCUCAGAAACACCUCCAUCCCCAAAUGUCUUGCCUAACCCGCCUAACCCACCUACUUCCCCCCUCCCGCCUUCAGCCAUGCAAAUUGACCCACCUACCUCUUCUGACCCUAAUAGUCCUACUCUGGCGAAUCUCCCACAUAAGGGAGAGGAUCCAAAUCAACUAUAAUAUUCUCAUUUUCCUA